AUGGGAGCCGAUGGUGGUACUAUAGCUAAACGACAAGAUAUACUUGCAUUACAUUCAAAUUUCAAGGAUUUGGAGAAUACAAAGGCAAAGAAAGGAGAUGGUGAUGAGAUAAAUAAUAGAUUUACAAUAUGUCAAAUAUCGUCAUUGACGUUAUUUAAGAAAGAUCCAAUAGUAGGUGAUUACAAAGGUAAUCUAUUCAUAAAGGAGAAGAUACUAGAGUAUUUAUUGAAUGUGAAGCUUAAAAAGGUGAAGAAAGAAGAGAAGUUUAAUCAUAUUUCAUCAAUUAAAGAUUUAUGUCAAAUUAAUAUUACUUGGUCUGUUGUUAAAGAUGUUCCAUUUGUGAUAUGUCCAGUGACUAAAGAAAUACAAAAAUAUCAAACUUUUGCAUAUUUAAGAUCUUGUCAUUGUGUAUUAAGUUAUAAAGUAUUGAAAAUUAAAAACUCCAAAGACUCAGACUCAGAAAUUAAGUAUUCUUGUCCUAAUUGUAAUAAGGAUUAUGAAUUAAUAGAUAUAGUAUUAUUAGAUCCAUUAGAGAAAGAAGAGUCAAAAUUGAUAAACGACAAAAAGUAUGAAUUUUUGAUAGAUGAAGGUUUAACAAAUUCGAAAUUACCCAAGACAAAGAGCAAGAAAGAUGAGAAGAAGAAAGGAGAUGAAAUACCUAAAGUUGAUGAGUUUAUAAGGAAACGAAAGUUAAUAGAUGACGAUUCAUCAAUAGAUCUACAUAAAAAAAUCAAAUCUUAA
Insectozyma verbasci is the source of this 741-nucleotide messenger RNA. The record is from the annotation of a GenBank genome assembly. Lineage: Eukaryota; Fungi; Ascomycota; Pichiomycetes; Serinales; Debaryomycetaceae.